Molecule: messenger RNA, 2712 nt
Organism: Strongyloides ratti
Lineage: Eukaryota; Metazoa; Nematoda; Chromadorea; Rhabditida; Strongyloididae
Product: Sterol-sensing domain and Patched family-containing protein
Exons: 2
Coding region: 1-2712 (903 amino acids)
Biological process (GO): endocytosis; molting cycle, collagen and cuticulin-based cuticle
Cellular component (GO): cytoplasmic vesicle membrane; plasma membrane
Source: RefSeq, a predicted model, not a curated record
AUGGUUAAAUUUGAUUGUCUUGAGAAGCCACUGGCGAAUUGGUUUCGUGAUUAUGGAAAAUUUGUUAGUAAAUAUCCAAGACCAUUUAUUAUAUUACCAAUUUUUUUCACUCUUUUUUGUGCAGUUGGUUUUCUGCAUAUGGAAAUUGCUUCAGAGGCUGUUCAUUUAUACACACCAACUAAUGCUAUUUCAAAAAAUGAACGAGAAAUAUUUCAUAGAUUAUUUCCAUUGAAAAAUGAUAAUUAUAUACCUUCGAGAGCAGUUACAACAACAAGAGAAAUACAGAUAACUUUAACAACAGUUAAUGGUGAAAAUAUUUUAGAUGGUGAAUUUCCAACGUUAGUGGCUAUGUAUCAGAAAAAGAUUGAAAAUGAAAUUUCAAUUGAAUAUGAAGGAAAGAUAUAUGGUUACCAUGAUUUAUGUAUUAAAUUUCGUGAUCAAGGAUGUCCAGGAACACCUCAUGUUCAAUUAAUUUCAUAUCUUUUCCAGCAUGGUUUUAAUAUUUCUUUUCCAACACUUCAAAUAGGUGAUAAUACAGGAUAUAUUGGUUCUACACUUGGUGGGGUAAAAUUAUUUAAAGGACAGGAUGGUAAAGAUUAUCUUUACUCUGCAAAAUCUUGGUUACUUUUGUAUCAUUUAAAAUUUUAUCCUGAAAAUACUUCUUUCUUGUCAGGAUUAUGGGAAUUAAAAUUUCAAGAAGAGAUGUUAAAAUUUAAACCAACUAAUAAAUUGAAACUUUCCGUAUUUCAUUCACAAACAUUGACAGAUGAAAUAAAAAGGAAUGGAAAAAGUUUAAUGCCUAAAUUUGCUUUUGCAUUAGGAUUAUUAGUUGUGUUUGCUGUAUUUUCAUCUUUAUCAUUUAGUAAAUAUGGAUGGUCAGUUGAUUGGACAUUGUCAAAACCUAUACCCGUCUUAAUGGGUGUUUUGAGUGCUGCAAUGGGAAUCAUUACUUCUGUGGGAAUGUUAAGUGGUCUAGGAUUGUUUUAUAAUGAUAUUGUGGGAGUAAUGCCAUUUUUGGUAUUGGCUGUUGGAGUUGACAAUACAUUUUUAAUUUUAUCAGGUGUACGAAGAACAAGUAGAAUGGCUUCUUCUUCUAAUAGGAUAUCAGAAACAUUAUCUGAAGCAGGUGUUUCUAUGUUUAUUACUUCAUCAACUAAUGCUUUGUCUUUCUUUAUUGGAGCAAUUACAACAAUGCCUGCUGUCUAUAUUUUUUGUGUUUAUACUGCUGUUGCAUUAAUUUUUACAUUUAUUUAUGGAAUUACAAUUUAUAUAGCAGUUUUAAGUUUAUUCUUAGAUCUUGAAAGAAAUGGAAAACAUUGUUUAUUUUUUGGACCAAUACGUGAAAUUAAAGAAAAAUCAGAUCUUGAUGAUGCAACACUUGUUCAAAAAUUAUUUUUUAUGGGAUCACCAAAUAUAGCUAAUAUUACCCCAAGAAGUGAAUUUUCAUGUCAAUCUUGUUUUACUGUAUUUUUCCAUAAAUAUUUUGGACCAAUUUUGACUAAUACUUAUGUCCGUAUAUUUGCAUUAAUUUUAUAUAUAGGAUACAUUUAUAUUAGUAUUUAUGGUUGUCUUGAUAUUAAAGAAGGAUUAGAACCAGUUAAUUUACUUGUUAAAGAUUCUUAUGCUGUUCCUCAUUAUAAAACAUAUGAAAAUAAUUUUUUAAAAUAUGGACAAAUUGUUCAAAUUGCUAUAGUAAAUCCUCCUGAUUUACGUAUUAAAAGAAAUAGAGAUGAAAUUAGAAAAAUUGCUAGAGAAUUUGCAAAUUCUAGGUAUGGUGCAGGAAAUGUUUCAAUUCAACUAUGGAUGGAUGAAGUUGAAUAUUUUUUAAAUAGUGAAAUAGACAAGAAAGAGUACAAUGAUGAUCUUUAUUAUAUAUAUACAAUGAAUCAUUUCUUAAGUCAUCCAACAAGUCGUUUUUCUGAAGAUAUUCGUUGGGUGGCAGAUUCUAAGGAUGGUAUGACAAUUGAUUCAUUUAGAUUUUUAGUUGGUAUGAAAGAUAUUUCAACGACAACUGAACAAACUAAGGCAACUGCAUCAAUGAGAAAAAUAGCAUCUAAAUAUUCACAGUAUAAUGUUACAACAUUUAUGCCAUUAUGGUUAUUUACUGAUCAAUUUGCUUUAGUUAUUCCAAAUACAGUUCAAAAUAUAGUAAUUGCCCUUAUCUGUAUGAUAUUAAUCGCAGUUUCUUUGAUUCCUGAACCAGUUUGUUCAAUUUUUGUGGCAUUUUCAAUUGCAUCAGUUGAUGUUGGAGUUAUAGGAUUUAUGACAUUAUGGGGAGUUAAUUUAGAUGUUAUAUCUAUGAUAACAAUUAUUAUGUCUAUUGGUUUUUCUGUAGAUUAUUCUGCUCAUCUUACAUAUGGAUAUGUUAGGUCGAGAAAAGUUGGUUCAUCACAAAAGAUGAUUGAAACAGUAACAGCAUUAGGAUUACCUUUACUUCAAGGUGCUGUUUCAACAAUCUUAGCAGUAGUAACAUUGGCUGAUACACCAGCAUAUAUGGUUCAAACUUUUUUUAAAACCGUUUUUCUAGCUAUAAUAUUCGGUUUAUUACAUGGAUUAGUAUUUCUUCCAAUAGCAUUAUCUAUAUUUGUCAAACCAUGGUGUUUGACAAAAAAUAGUGUUCAAGACACGACAAUUCCAAUUCAAGAAAAAAGUGUAAAACAGGAGACUUUUACAAUAUAUCCAGUACGUAAUGAUAAUGAAUCAGCAAUUUGA